This is a messenger RNA of Metopolophium dirhodum (rose-grain aphid), 1143 nucleotides long. Its product is annotated as E3 SUMO-protein ligase ZBED1-like. Gene Ontology annotation, molecular function: protein dimerization activity. NCBI's taxonomy places the organism in Eukaryota, Metazoa, Arthropoda, Insecta, Hemiptera, Aphididae. The record is from RefSeq and is a predicted model, not a curated record. The coding region runs from base 1 to 1143 and encodes 380 amino acids. The transcript has 2 exons.
AUGGAUAAGCGUCAUACUGCAGAAAAUGUAUCAGAACAACUUAUAAAUACUUUUGGCAAAUGGGAUAUUACUAACAAAAUAUUAGCAAUAGUAACUGAUAAUGCGAAAAAUAUAACUAAUGCCAUUCCUUUGAUAAGUCCCGAAAUUUAUAAUGUUAAAUGUGCAGCACAUACUCUACAACUUGCCAAUUGUAAAAUUGUACAUUCAACAUUAGCUAAAACAUCACUUGAAGAAAAACAAGAAUUACUUGGCUUAACAAAAACAACUUUACUUCAGAGUUGUAAGACAAGGUGGAAUUCUAUAUACCUUAUGAUGGAACGUCUCGUUUUGAAUAGAUGUGCAAUAUUCAAUGUUUUAGCAGAUCGAACUAUAACAUCUCAAUCUAUGGUUCAAAAACUCGAAAUUAAAGAACAUGAAUGGUUAUUUAUCGAGUCGCUCAUACAAUUUCUUAAACCGAUUUAUGUCACUACAAACAUUUUUUGUACGGAAAAUAAUUCGUCAAUAUCAAUGAUUAGACCAUUAUUAAAACAAAUUAUUGAAAAACAUUUAAUGCAAUGUCAUGAAAAUGAAGAUACCAUUGUACAAACAUUGAAACAAACAUUAGCUUCAGAAAUUAAACGCCGCUUUUCGCUUGAAUGGGAUUCAACUGAAUCUGUAUUAUUAGAACAAAUAUCUUCAUUCUUGGAUCCUAGAUUUAAAGACUUAGACCACGAAGUAUUAUCUAAUCAUGAGGCAAUCCGCUCUAAAAUAAAACAAAUAAUCAACCAAAAUAAUUAUCUCGAGCCCAAUGAAAUAACUACAGCUUCUCAAGAACAACAAAAUAAACAUAGAAGUGAUCUUGAAUAUAUAUUUGGAAUAAACAAUGAAGAAAAUGAUCUAACAAAAGAAUUUCAAAACUAUUUAGCAGAACCGCAGUUGAGAUUUACAUUAGAUCCCUUAGAGUGGUGGAAAACACGAUAUUCAAAAUAUCCGACAAUAGGUAAACUUGCUAAAAAGUAUAUGACAAUUACUGCAACAUCAGUGAGUGCUGAACGUUGUUUUUCAACUGCUGGUAAUAUAGUCACCCGAAAAAGAGCUUCCUUAUCACCAGAAAAUGUAAAUUUACUUGUAUUUUUGCAUCAGAAUAAACAGCUGAUGAUUUAA